This is a messenger RNA of Penaeus monodon (black tiger shrimp), 2143 nucleotides long. Its product is annotated as protein dpy-30 homolog. Gene Ontology annotation, cellular component: Set1C/COMPASS complex. NCBI's taxonomy places the organism in Eukaryota, Metazoa, Arthropoda, Malacostraca, Decapoda, Penaeidae. The record is from RefSeq and is a predicted model, not a curated record. Bases 1 to 423 code for a protein of 140 amino acids. The transcript is spliced from 5 exons.
AUGUGGAUUCAGUGGCAUUGUUCUUAUAAGAACGAUUGGAGUAUUUAUCAUCCCAGAAAAAGGGAAAUACUAACGAAUUACUGCAAAUUAGGCCUAAUCCAGGCUUCUUGGGAGACAUCCUACAUUUCUACUGUGAACGAAAUGGAUUCAGAAGCAGAAUCGUCAGAUGUUGUAAGUGACUCCGUUGAGAAGGCCAGUGGCAGUGUUGGAGAGAGUAAUGGAGAGUCAUCAGCAAAGAGACCCAGAGUAGACAUAAAUUCUUUGCCAACUCGGCAGUACCUAGACCAAACUGUAGUACCGAUCCUCCUGCAAGCAGUUACGCAGCUCAAUAAGGAAAGACCUGGAGACCCCAUAGAAUGGUUGGCUAACUACCUCCUAAAGAAUAAACCACAGUUUACUAAUGGCAACUCCAACAGCUCGUAAGAAAGUACAAAAUCAUGUGAUUGAAGUAUUGCAGAGCAGGCGGCGGCCCCUAGUUCAAAAAACAACUACCUAACAUUAAUGUAUUUACUUAGAUACAGUUUCUACAGACUCAUUGCUGCCUUACAAAAAACCCAGAACAAUCGAUAGAGCAAAGAGUAUUAUUGCCCCCUUAGGAAAAGUGAUGGUCUGGGGGAUAUGUAUCAUGGGGAGAACUCUCAUUGCUUGGGUUUUGCCAGGCGGCAGAGGUUAAUGCUACUUUCAGAAACAGCUACUUUAUCCCCUUGAGAAACCUCACCUAGGACUGCCAUUAAGUUAAUAACUUAUUGUGUGUUUACUUGUUAAGGUGUUUUGCAGUUUUGUUUAGAAACCCUUUUCUUCAUUUCAUUUGUCACUUAUUCUCACUUUUUUUUUUUGAAAGACCACAAUAGUACAAUGUAAAAUAAGUAUGGCAAUUGUAUAACUGUGCAUGUUCAAGCCAAAAAUUAUAUCAGGCACUAGAUAGUACUAUAAAAGUUAUAGUGCUGAUUGCAAGCUGUUUCAAGCAUUCAACAAGUUAUUUGAUGAAGUUAGAUGGAAAGUCAGAUGAUAUGACCUUUUUUUUGUUUUAUAAAAAGCUCUUGGAAGUGGUACAUGAAGUCGUGUUGUCUGAGUAAGUGAGAAGAAAAGAGAUUGAUGUAUUAUUUAGAAAGAUCUUUAAUUUUCCUUUGCAAAGAAGUAUUUCAGAAGUUAUGUUUGCAUAUUCAGAAUUAUUUUUAAUUAGUAGCUGUAUUUUGUGCAUUUUAUGUGUAAGAGCAAUUAACUAUAAUUUUCCAUACCUCAUAGGUAAAGUAAUGAGUUACUGUACACAGAGUUGUUUAAUAUUUUAUAUUCAAGAGAAAAUAAAGUUACAUAAAAGAGUUCACAGACAAAUAUUUUUUUUCACAUUUAAAUAAUCUUUUUAGAGGGAAGUGAGGUUUUGUCCUCAAGCUAUUGACCUAGUUGUAUGUGUAACAUACUGAAUGAUACAUUGUGCUCAAUGGAAACUUUCAAGCUGCUUUUGAACAUCAUUUAGCAGUAAAUGGGUAUUUUCAAAUACAUAUUAUAUUUGUCUUUUUCCAUUAUUUUAUUCCCCCUUUUUUUUUUUACAUUUGUUGCAUGAUAAGCAGUUAGAGACAGAUUCUUGGUAGUAAUCUCAAUUAUUUUAAUCUGCACAUUACCAGUCACUUAUCAAUUUUGUAAUUAGAAGAUGCAUUAGAGAUAAGAACUUGGUAUAUGAAAUAUGUGCUACUUAUUGUCCCACCCUAAUGUAUGUGGGCAGUUAAAUGACAGGCUGCAACAAUAUCUCAUAAAAUAGAAUUCAGUGGUUUAAUGAUUUAUUAGUCAUAUGGUUUAUGUGUUUUAUUCUUAUAAAACACAUAGUUGACAGAGUAUUAGUAUGAUGCUUGAAAGGUUGAAUGGAGCAAUUGCAAAGAUAAAUGGGCAUUAUAAUAUAUUUCUCAGUGUCUUCAGAAUGCUACAUUCUGCACGAAAUUGUCUCUCAAAGGAGUUACACAUACAACAUAGUAAUAUAUGAAAAAGACUACGAUAUUCAGCAUGUAGGGUGGAAUAAACAAAGUUAUAUAAGUAUUCUCAAAAAUCAAAAUGGGUUUUGUUUCUCUUGUGUUUACAUUGUUCGUAAAUUAAUGUGUGUAUAUCAUGUUACUGUACCUGCUCAAAGUGAUAAUAAAUAGUUUUUACUAAA